Talpa occidentalis (Iberian mole) is the source of this 3917-nucleotide messenger RNA. It is a transcript of the gene CAMK2D, whose product is annotated as calcium/calmodulin dependent protein kinase II delta. NCBI's taxonomy places the organism in Eukaryota, Metazoa, Chordata, Mammalia, Eulipotyphla, Talpidae. Gene Ontology annotation, cellular component: neuron projection; cytoplasm. Gene Ontology annotation, molecular function: ATP binding; calmodulin binding; calcium/calmodulin-dependent protein kinase activity. The coding region runs from base 387 to 1823 and encodes 478 amino acids. The record is from RefSeq and is a predicted model, not a curated record. The transcript is spliced from 18 exons. Gene Ontology annotation, biological process: protein phosphorylation.
CCGGUGCGGAUCGCGUUUCGCAACUGUUCGCCGUGCGCCCGUGCCCAGCUGUUUUCUAUUUCCCGGCCCCUCUCCGCGCACUUUAACCCCUGCCCGGGGGAGAGGGGCUGGCCCGGGGCGGGGGCGCGGCCGGAGCAGCUGGAGGAAGCGAGGCCAGCAGGAAGAGGAUCACGUCGCCCCACCUCGAGGAGGAGACCCCACGCCACCCCAGCGGGUCCCCUGGCGCCCCGCCCCUGCGCGCGCUGCUCCUCCCGGGCGAGCUACUUUCGGACGAGGAAAGUGAGGGCGGCCCCGGGUGACAGCGCCGCGGGCCAGUCCCGGAAGCCGCGCGCCUGCUCGCGUCUCGCCUGCCGCGCGCCCGGCCAGGGGCACAGCCCGCAGCCAGGAUGGCCUCGACCACCACCUGCACCAGGUUCACGGACGAGUACCAGCUCUUCGAGGAGCUCGGAAAGGGGGCAUUCUCAGUGGUAAGAAGAUGUAUGAAAAUCCCUACUGGACAAGAAUAUGCUGCCAAAAUUAUCAACACCAAAAAGCUUUCCGCUAGGGAUCAUCAGAAACUGGAAAGGGAAGCUAGGAUCUGCCGUCUCUUAAAGCACCCCAAUAUUGUACGACUUCAUGACAGCAUAUCAGAAGAAGGCUUCCACUACUUGGUCUUUGACCUAGUCACCGGGGGAGAGCUAUUUGAAGACAUAGUGGCGAGAGAAUAUUACAGCGAAGCUGAUGCCAGUCAUUGUAUACAGCAGAUUCUAGAAAGUGUAAAUCAUUGUCACCUAAAUGGCAUAGUUCACAGGGACCUGAAGCCUGAGAAUUUGCUUUUAGCUAGCAAGUCCAAGGGAGCAGCUGUGAAGCUGGCCGACUUCGGCUUGGCCAUCGAAGUGCAAGGAGACCAGCAGGCGUGGUUUGGUUUCGCCGGCACGCCUGGAUAUCUGUCCCCAGAGGUGUUGCGUAAAGAUCCCUACGGAAAGCCAGUGGACAUGUGGGCAUGCGGUGUCAUUCUCUACAUCCUCCUGGUGGGAUACCCCCCGUUCUGGGACGAGGACCAGCACAGACUCUACCAGCAGAUCAAGGCUGGAGCGUACGAUUUUCCGUCACCAGAGUGGGACACAGUGACCCCCGAAGCCAAAGACCUCAUCAAUAAAAUGCUGACAAUCAACCCUGCCAAGCGCAUCACCGCCUCGGAGGCCCUGAAGCACCCGUGGAUCUGUCAACGUUCUACUGUGGCUUCCAUGAUGCACAGACAGGAGACGGUCGACUGCUUGAAGAAAUUUAACGCCAGAAGAAAACUCAAGGGCGCCAUCCUGACCACGAUGCUGGCCACCAGGAACUUCUCAGCAGCCAAGAGUUUGCUGAAGAAACCAGAUGGAGUCAAGGAGUCAACUGAGAGUUCAAAUACAACAAUUGAGGAUGAAGAUGUGAAAGCGCGGAAGCAAGAGAUUAUCAAAGUCACUGAGCAGCUGAUCGAAGCGAUCAACAACGGGGACUUCGAGGCGUACACAAAAAUCUGUGACCCAGGCCUUACUGCCUUUGAACCUGAAGCCUUGGGCAAUUUAGUGGAAGGAAUGGACUUUCAUCGAUUCUACUUUGAAAAUGCCUUGUCCAAAAGCAACAAACCCAUUCACACGAUCAUCCUGAACCCGCACGUGCACCUGGUGGGCGAGGACGCCGCCUGCAUCGCCUACAUCAGGCUCACGCAGUACAUGGACGGCAGCGGGUUGCCCAAGACCAUGCAGUCGGAGGAGACGCGCGUGUGGCACCGCCGGGACGGGAAGUGGCAGAACGUCCAUUUUCAUCGCUCGGGGUCCCCCACCGUCCCCAUCAACUAAGCCCCCACAGUGCUUCUUCUGCAUCCUGUGUCCUCCGGGCGCCUGGCUGGUCCCCCGGUCGUUUGCUCCUCCUCUUCAUGCAUGUUACCGAGUGCAUGAAGCAGUGAAGGUCGUCCACGUAAUGCACCCGUGAUCCAUCAUCUUGUCAUGUGUUCCUUCCUGUCCAUUGUUUACACUCAGCCGGGGGGUGUUCCCUGCUAGCCCGCGUCACUGUUGGCACGCGAGAGGGGCGGUCAGACAGAAAGGUCCAAGGACAACCUGUUCGGCACGUUUCUCUGUUCAUGCCAAGAUUCGACAGACUCCAGAGUUCUCGUUCUCCAAAUGACAGUUUGUAAGAGAAAUGUACAUUUUUAAAAACUCUUUGCUGUUCAUCUGUUUUUGUUCAUUUAACAAAAAAAAAAAAGGGCAAAAAAAAAACCCCAAAACCCUUCAGUUUCCCGGUGUGACCCCAGCUCAUGGGGGGGUGCCCCGCUGAAUGCUUUGUUGCCUUUAACCAUUGAAGAGGGUUGGAAUGUGGGCGAAAUCCCUGAUGGAGGCGCAAGCGGGGGUCGGUGGGUUUGGUGCCACCUGCAGGCGUGUCUUUCGGUCAAACCACACGAACUGGAAAAAUUCUUCUCUGAGCGUUUGCUCACUUUCGCACAUGUGCACCCGGCUCUGGUGAAGUCGCCAAAUGGAACUUUUUCUCCUGUUCUCAAAUCUGUUCUGUUUUCCCCAUUGCAUCCUAGCUCCUUGCUCCUGCUGUCUGCUUCCCUUUUCAGUUUUCUUUUUUUUUUUCCACUUUAUUCCCCUCUCUUUUUUUUUUUUUUUUUUUUUUUCGGUUAGUAGUGUGGGAGGAAAGUGAAAUCUGCGUAGGGAUGGGCUUUGGGGAGAGAGACGAUUCACCUAAUACUUUGGAUCCUCUUCAGGGCCCACGGAAAUGUCAGUGAGAUCUUAGGGUUUUCAGUUCUGCACAGGCUCUAGUUUGAACAAGGGACCCUCCUCGGGAAGGCGCUAGGAAUUGUUUCAACAUGGGGGUAAGCAAGCCGGUCACUGCACCCUCUGUACCUGAGGGGUCUUGCUGCUGGAGCCACCCCCGGGGCCGCCCAGGAAUUCUUGCACUGGCAGGGGCAGAGCUCUGCUGGCUUCUGUGGGGGGGGCCUGCCUGCUUCUGUGGGGGCCCUGCCUGCCGGGGCCUCCUGGCUGGUUUUCAGACGUGAGAGAACUUGUGCAUGUUUUCCAUUUUCACAAGCGUUUUGAACUUGAUCUUCGUGACUUGUGUUUUUUUAGCUUCUCUCUUGUGGCAGUGACAUUACCUUCCUGCGAGGAGUCAGGAUUUUCCAGUUAAAAAAAAAAGACGAGAAGGGAACUAGCCCCGUUUCUUUGAUGCUUCUCAUUUCUCCUUGGUUCAUGCAAUCCUUGUGAGCCUUUUUCUCGUCCCUGAAACGCUGUAUAGUGCAUGGUACCCUCAUCAAUGUUAUUUUAACAAUAGCAACCCGCAGCCCUAGAAGCCUAUUUUCAAACGCAGAAGCAAAAAAAUACAAAAAUAAAAACAAAAAAAAAAUCCCACCAAAAAACCCUCCUCAAUUCUCUCUCAUUUCACCUUCUGUGUUGAUUAUACUAAUCACCUUAGAUAUUGUUGCUAGUGGAUGUACGGUAGAUGGAUUGAAGCUUUUCUGAUAAAUAUUACACGAUUUAAAACAAUAUAUAUUUAAAAUAAAUAUAUACAGUAAAUGUAUUGAGCCAUGUUAACCUGCCAAUGAGAUCUGUGAAAAAGUAACGGCCUCAUUUUCCCUUUUUACUUUCUUUUACCUUUUUGUGAAAUGGCUACACGUGGCAUACAUGUAUUUAAAAAAAAAAUAGGUAUAGCGUGGUGUUUUUUUUUACACUUUGAACUUAGCAUGUGGUGUUGAAGUAUUCGCGUAGAUCGAGUGUGUCUUCCUCACCGCGAUGUGAGGGAAUUGUGAUUUGUUCUCUCCACCACGACUGAAUUACACAUUUAUUAUCUUCUAUCAUUUUGAAACACUGCAGUUUACCAUGGGACACUGUAUAUAUUUCUUGCCAUAAUGGUAAAUGACUGAUUGAUAUAUUUAAGAAUUAAUAAAUUUGUGAUUUCUG